AUGGCCAGUAACUCCUUUCAAGGAUCAUUUCCACUCUCCUUCAAGGCUUUAAGAGCACUACAAGAAGUGGAUCUUUCUCGCAAUAAGCUAUCCGGGGUGAUUCCAGAAUUUCUUGAAGAUUUGUCAUCCUUGAAGAAACUCGAUCUCUCUUUCAAUGAUUUCGAGGGAGAAGUACCAAACCAGGGGAUCUUUGCAAAUGCAAGUGCAAUUCAAAUAAUUGGAAACAAGGGUCUCUGUGGUGGAAUACCAAAACUGCAACUACCGAGCUACUCCUCCAAAGAAGCAUCUCAUAGUGGAGGGAAGGUUUCUACCAAAAUCAUAAUUUCCAUUGUGGUUUCGACAAUUGUUGUCAUUUCAUGUUUAGUUUGUAUCUUCGUUUGGAUGAAACACCCAAUUAAAAGAGCUUUUGCUGCAUCUUCUUCUGUAGAUUGGCAAUUAGGUAUCUCUUACUCGGAGCUAUUUAAAUCAACUAAUGGAUUCUCAAAGGAGAAUUUGGUUGGUCUUGGUAGCUUUGGUUCUGUAUAUAAAGCAAUUUUACAAGAAAGUGAAGCAGUAGUUGCUGUGAAGGUAUUAAACCUUCAACAACGAGGAGCUUCUAAAAGUGUGGCUGAAUGCGAGAUCUUGAAAAACAUUUGGCAUCGUAAUCUUCUCAAGAUAUUGAAAGUUUGCUCAAGUAUGGAUUUCGAAAGGAAGGAAUUCAAUGCUCUGGUUUAUGAGUUCAUGUCCAAUGGGAGCUUAGACGAAUGGUUGCAUCCAAGAAUUGUUCAGACCAAGGUUCUAAACCUUAUUCAAAGGUUAAACAUAGCCAUCGAUGUAGCCUCUACCUUGGAAUAUCUUCAUUUUGAUUGCGAAACACCUAUCAUUCAUUGUGAUAUAAAGCCAAGCAAUGUGCUUCUUGACAAAGAUAUGACUGCCAAUGUUGGUGACUUUGGACUUGCACAAUUUCUUUAUGAAAGAUCCAAUAUUUCCUUCAACAAUCAAAGUACAUCAACUGGGAUAAAAGGAUCUAUUGGGUACAUUCCUCCAGGGUAUGGUAUGGGUGUCCAAGUUUCCAUACAUGGUGAUGUAUACAGUUAUGAUUUAUUACUCGAGAUGUUUACAGGAAAAAGUCCAUCUGAUGACAUGUUUAAAGACGGUAGAAGCCUUCAUGAAUGUGCUGCAACAGCAUGGCCUGAACGAGUGAUGGAGAUUGUAGAUCCUCAUUUGUUCUUGGAAGAACAGAGAGAGAAAGAAGAUGAAGGCAUAAAAGAAAUAGACGAAUUUCCUAUAAUCCAUAAUAGGAAUGAUGGUGAUAGACAAAUAAUCAUAGAAAGCGUGGUUUUAAUAACUCAAAUUGGCCUCUCAUGUUCUGCUUUAUCACCAGAAAAUCGGGUUAUAAUGAAGGAGGUUAGACACAAGUUGCAUCCUGUUAGAGAUUCAAUUCUUCAACUUCGAAAAUCAAAAUAGAAACAAAUGUAUAGAUUUUUUUUUUGGCAUACAAAAGGAAAGAAUAAAG
This is a messenger RNA of Macadamia integrifolia, 1495 nucleotides long. Its product is annotated as probable LRR receptor-like serine/threonine-protein kinase At3g47570. NCBI's taxonomy places the organism in Eukaryota, Viridiplantae, Streptophyta, Magnoliopsida, Proteales, Proteaceae. Gene Ontology annotation, molecular function: protein kinase activity; protein binding; ATP binding. The record is from RefSeq and is a predicted model, not a curated record. Gene Ontology annotation, biological process: protein phosphorylation.